Messenger RNA from Spodoptera littoralis (African cotton leafworm), 1096 nucleotides. Lineage: Eukaryota; Metazoa; Arthropoda; Insecta; Lepidoptera; Noctuidae. The record is from the annotation of a GenBank genome assembly.
AUGAUCAUCAUGGAUAACGUAGAUUCAGAAAACAUGGACUCUGAAGAGGAAUUUGCCUUUGAAACGGACCACCUAGCUCUUCGCGGAAACAAAGAUUAUUGUGACCUACUGAAGUUUAUCGUAAAAUUAGAAGCUCAGAAAGUAAAGGCAUUAAAAGAUAUAGAAGAGUUAUCUGAAGCUCAGAACAGAGCUUUGAAUGAUCCAUUGUCUUUCCUAGAGGAUAUGAAAUCUGGAAAUGUAAACUUCCCGCCGCGACAAAACAUUGCCGAAAUACCAAACAUCGACUGGAGCAGUUAUGGCAUAGACUCUACUUUAGACGGAGAUGACAUGAGGGACACUAAACCAAAUAAAGAUGAUCUUGAUAAUAGCACCAAAGUGAGAGGACGUAAGUUCACAGAUAGUAAACCGGAAACGUUUAACCAGCUUUGGUCUUGUGAGGAACAGAAAAGAUUGGAAGAAUUACUUGAAAUCUAUCCCGAGGAGCCUAUAGAGGCAAGACGGUACAAGAAAAUAGCUGAGGCAUUAGGCACUCGGACACCUAUACAAGUUAUGAGCAGAAUACAAAAGUAUUUUGCUAAACUAGCCAAAGCAGGAUUGCCAAUACCAGGCAGAGUUCCUAAAGGUAUAGGAAGAGAAAAGAAUAAAUCCAUAUUUUACAAGAAGUCUACAUUCUUCCCACAGCUGCAUGUGCCUGUCACCAUGGAGGAUCCAUAUGACAGUGGAGAGGCCCAAGACAGUGUGGCCACUCUAGAAAUUAAGAACAGUAACAAGUAUAUGUUGGAGUUAUUGAAAGCUGCAAGGGAACAAAGGAUAUUGGAUGAAACAGCACCUGUCUAUCAAACUAAAACUAUGUGUGUUGGAUGCCAGAAAACUGGGUUCUUGGGUGCAAGGUGGACGGACAAUGCUGGCACAGACUACUGCACUGACUGUGUGGUGAAGCUGCUACCAGCUGAGAGACUGAUACCUGUGCGACAACCUAUGUGAUGUAAUAAAGCUCACUAUUUGCUUGUACCACACUUGUGACUAAAAUAUUGAUUAAUGAAAUUCUGUAUCACACUUUUAUAAACAGCAAAAAUACACUUAUUUAUUUACUACA